CUUAUCUUCUCCAAGCAGAAGAAGAAGAGAAGACGGAUUGACCGCACCAUGAUUGGGGAACCAAUGAAUUUUGUCCACCUGACUCACAUCGGCUCUGGGGAGAUGGGGGCUGGAGAUGGACUUGCCAUGACAGGUGCAGUUCAGGAGCAGAUGAGAUCCAAAGGAAAUCGAGACAGGCCGUGGAGCAAUUCUAGGGGCUUGUAGCUCCCAUAGGAAUGGUUUUGGUGUCUUGAAGCUCCCACUCUGUGUCCAGCCCAGAAGAAAUGCUGCCCCUACCAGAUCCUUCUAGAACCAGUGACCCAAGGGCCCCUCUUUCCUUCCUGCCUAACAGUGCCUCAAAAGGCGUGGGGGCUGGACUCCCUCUACUUCCUCUGGCUAUUGCCCCUCCUGGUGAUGGGGUCAAGGCGGCAGGACUGACCAAGUGAUUACCCAUUGGCCAGAGGAGCUCAAUGGAAGCCCUGGGUACCCGAGAUCUGAGCUAGGAGUUCUGUGGAAACCUGGAAUGAAUUCCCCUCUCCUGAAUGAUGGUCUGGGUACCAACUAUUUUAAACUUCUUAUCUGGAAUUCCUUAAAUGGGGCAGGUAGGUGAGAUUACAAAGCAGAAGUCAGCUUUGCUGAGAAGCCCCCUACUUCCCUGUACACCUCUUUCCUUCUGGAAUGAGCUAAAGCAGUUAUCAGGGGGCUGGAAGGGGGACCACUGCCUAAUCCCCUCUUUCUCUUAAGAUUUCAGAUCUUAAGCUCCUCAGUUUCACUCUCCCAGUAUCAGGGAGAGUUGGGCCUCUAGUUGGGCCUCUAACCCUGUAUUUCUAUAGCAUUACUAGCAUCCCAACAAUGUUCCCUUUAAAAAAAAAAAGUUUUAAUUUGAGCUUUUUCAAUUGGCCCUAUCCCGCUACUACUUCUGUCCUUAACCUCCUCCCUAUUAGGAACUUCGUUAAAUAAGAGGUAUGAGGUGGCUCUUAACCAGAUGACAUUCCAUUUAAGUCUUGCAGAGACUUAGCAUAUCCUCUGCCAACCUCCCCGCUGGCCCAGAUGACAGGAGGAAGAGGGGGUGGAUAGAAAGCCACAGAUUGCAGAAAAACUAGGCGUGGUCUUGAAGUGGACUUCAUCCUUAGGGACGGUGAGAUGAGUAGGUGGGAAACAGUUAUCAGAGAGUAAUGACCAUAAGAUCUUCAUAGCAUGCAAGCACGGGGAGGUGCUAGCACAUUACAGACAUUCUUGUAAUGAAGAGCUGUAUCUUACAAGCUAUUUAGUGGCAUCCCUGGCCCAUCUCAGUUAAGACAACCAAAAAUAUCUCCAGAAAUUGUCAAAUGCCUUCUAAGAUAAAAAUCACUUACAGUUGAGAGCCACAGCUCCAACGAUGUUUCUCUUAAGUGAUUUCAUUCAUGUUCAGCUUGACCCGUGGAUGACCCAGGCCCCCUAAUAGAAUAUGCUCAAAAGAGCUGCUCAUAAUCUUUAUUCAGUGUAUUGCUUGUGCUUGCAGGAGUUCAAGUUUCUCUGGUGGACAUGUGCUAUGCUUCUUUUCUUGCCCAGUGGAAGAGGGGCAGUGUGGAGACGUGACUAGGGUGUGUUGGCAUUGGAGGAAGGGGAGGUAAAAGCGGCAGACAUACCUUAGUUGUCUUCCCCAAGUUCUAUUUCUGUGCCCUAGUCCUAGAACCAGACACAAAUAAGACUCAGGGAGUUUUGUCUGAAGACCAUGUCCCACUCUCACCUGGCUAGACAGUGCUUUAGAUAGAAGGGAGAGCAACGUAGGAGAGCAGGGUCUUUAGGCAUUUUCAGUUUUCUCAGGUGUUUUUUUGUUUGUUUGUUCUGGCCCUUUCUUUAAGGGUAAUUAGGCAGAAUAAGACUGAAGAGUUCCUGCCUGCUCUAAGACAAGAAAUCUGGCAUCAUUAGCUCUGGUAUAGGAAGCCUGUUUUAUGGUAGUGGGGUAAGGAUUGUAGGAACUGAUAGUCAUUCUGCUGAUUCCACUGUCUGUCCAGUCUGUCCCCACCUACAGUGGCUGAGGUUCUACCAUGUUUCCGGUUCCAAUGUAUUUCCUGCAGUUUUUAGGGUCUAAGACCGGUCAUCAAUUUACUCUGUUACCAAUUUAUUCUGUUUCAUCAAUCUAGGUGCUCUAAAAGCAGCCUACCUUGCCGCCCUAAAGGAGUGCACUAGACUGGAGAUCUAAAGGGGUAACAGGAUAGGGUAGAAAGGUGGGGGACUCCAGACCUCCAGCCUCAUCCUAAUACCUAUUCUUUGGACACAGUCUUCUCUUUGGUGCUCUCUUGCCUUGAGCUACCUUCUCUUACGUGUAUGCUAGCAUCACUUUAACAAUAAAGUGAUAGGAACGGGUUUGAGAGUCAUAAUUUAUAUUGAAAAAUUGUUAAGACUUUUAAAUACAUUUUUCAAAUAAAAAAUGUAAGCAAAAUAA
Dipodomys ordii (Ord's kangaroo rat) is the source of this 2407-nucleotide messenger RNA. RefSeq names its product CDC42 small effector 1 (gene Cdc42se1). Gene Ontology annotation, biological process: regulation of Rho protein signal transduction. Gene Ontology annotation, molecular function: small GTPase binding. The record is from RefSeq and is a predicted model, not a curated record. The transcript is spliced from 3 exons. Gene Ontology annotation, cellular component: plasma membrane. Lineage: Eukaryota; Metazoa; Chordata; Mammalia; Rodentia; Heteromyidae. The annotation marks the transcript as partial.